AUGUCGGACAACAAAGAUCCUCACACUAAGGACGGGCAGCCCGCCCCCUCCAUCCUCACCUCCAAGUUCGCCAAACUCAAUCCCUUUUCCAGAACAGCUUCCUCUGACCCCGAAGGAGGAGGUGACAACCUAGGUGAAGAGGUCGAGUUCGACUCGAUCGGUGGUGGUGGACAUGCUGCUCGUCGAACCAAGGUCACCAAGUCCGAGCUCCGUGUUAGUCGUGCUCUUCGUCAGCUCCUUGUCGACCAGAACCUCCUUUCGCCCGCCGAUGCCAACCUCGAUGACCCUAAGGCACAGAGCUCGCAGCCGUUGAAGGAGUUCGUGGAAAAGUCGCACAUUGACGUUCCUGAAUAUGUGAGAGACAGAAGCAGACCUCUUAGCGAGUACUUUAUCAGCUCUUCGCACAACACCUACCUUCUUGCUCAUCAGCUUUAUGGUAACUCCUCGGCGGUUGCAUACGAGCAUGUGUUGAUCACAGGUGCGAGAUGUGUCGAAAUCGACGCAUGGGAUAAUGAUGACAACCCCGACGAGCCCAAGGUAACACAUGGAUAUACGCUGGCUUCGCACAUCCCCUUCCGUGCCGUCUGCGAAACGAUGAAGCAAGCCAUCCAGAAGGAGGAGGAGGAAGAGGCCAAACGCGACCAGAACUUCAAGGUAGCUCCCGUCUUGCUGUCGCUCGAAAACCACUGCGGACAUGCUGGACAGAAGCGACUGGUCGAGAUCAUGCAUGAGGUGUGGGGAGACCUUCUCAUCAGUGGACCUGUUGACAAAGGCGAGGCUGCUUCUGAGCACACUGCGCUCGAUCAUCUCGGUGCAAAGAUCGCUGUCAUGGUCGAGUUUCACCCAGCUGGCAAACCUCCAGUCGAGUCACCUGAAAGCAGUGAUGAUGAAGACAAGAUGUCCAAAGAGAAGAGGAACGAAGCAAAGACACCAAUCAUCCCUGAGCUCUGCGCUCUCGGUGUAUACGCCCAGUCCGUCAAGCCUACGAACGACUCCUGGUACACGUCCACCCUUACCAACGGACCACACGAUCACCUGAUCAACAUCUCCGAGACUGGCCUACUCAACUUGCUUCCCAAGCAAGCAGCUCUUAUCAAGAAGCACAACGCUGAACACCUCAUGCGCGUAUACCCCAAAGGCACUCGUAUCAGCUCGAAGAACCUCAACCCUGUCCCGUUCUGGGGUGUUGGUGCCCAAGUCUGUGCUCUCAACUGGCAGACCUUCGAUCACAGUGUCCAGCUCAACGAGGCUCUAUUCUCCGGCUCGGAUGGCUACGUCCUCAAACCUCCCGGACUGCGCAUCGGAGGAGAUGGAAACACCUCCCUUGGUCGUCGAAAGCUCAAGCUCCACAUCGCUGGCGCCACCGACCUUCCCCUCCCCGCCGGUCGAGAAGCGGACGAUAUCCGCCCCUACGUUACCUGCACCCUCGUCCUUCCGACCGAUCUUGAACAAGAACCGCCCAAACAAAAGACAAAGGCUUACAAGCAGCACAAACUCGGCAUUAUCCACAAAGGUGAACAACCCAUCCCCACCGAUCCAAUCUGGCAUGAAACGUUGGAAUGGCAGUUCGAACAUGACGAGUUGGCUUUCGUUAGAAUUUUGAUCAAGAGCGAUGACAAGUUCGCCCGUAACCCGUUGUUCGCGGUUGCAGCAGUGAGGUUGGUCUACGCUGCUGAAGGAUGGAAGUUCAUCAGGUUGCUGGAUUUGAAGGGUCGAGAGACUCAUUCGACGCUGUUGGUUAAGUUCGAGUUUGAGAAGAUCUAG
This is a messenger RNA of Ustilago hordei, 1764 nucleotides long. RefSeq lists its product as uncharacterized. The coding region runs from base 1 to 1764 and encodes 587 amino acids. The transcript has a single exon. Gene Ontology annotation, biological process: phosphatidylinositol-mediated signaling; lipid metabolic process. The record is from RefSeq and is a predicted model, not a curated record. Gene Ontology annotation, molecular function: phosphatidylinositol-4,5-bisphosphate phospholipase C activity. Lineage: Eukaryota; Fungi; Basidiomycota; Ustilaginomycetes; Ustilaginales; Ustilaginaceae.